Trifolium pratense (red clover) is the source of this 1703-nucleotide messenger RNA. Its product is annotated as serine/threonine-protein kinase Aurora-3-like. Gene Ontology annotation, molecular function: ATP binding; protein kinase activity. Gene Ontology annotation, cellular component: spindle midzone; chromosome passenger complex; spindle pole centrosome. The record is from RefSeq and is a predicted model, not a curated record. The transcript has 7 exons. NCBI's taxonomy places the organism in Eukaryota, Viridiplantae, Streptophyta, Magnoliopsida, Fabales, Fabaceae. Gene Ontology annotation, biological process: regulation of cytokinesis; protein phosphorylation; mitotic spindle organization. Bases 474 to 1301 code for a protein of 275 amino acids.
CCAGAUCUUCUAAUCCAGUUAAGGGAGACGUUUGGAUGAGCGCGUAGAAUAUCACCUCCAAUCCUGGCUAUGUUUCCCCAAUUAACCCUAGGGUACUCUCUUCUUCGAACAACUUGCACAACUACACUUGAAUCCGAUUCAACAAUCACUGGCCUUCCAUCAUAUCGCUCGAUUUGUUGAAGAACCUCGAUAAUUCCUAAAGCUUCAGCUUCCAUGGUCAUGCGAGCUCGAACGACGCGAGUUACAGCUCCGAGGCAACUUCCAUCUUCCUUCCUCACAACCCACCCUAAACCCCAACGACCAUCACCAUUACAGUGAGCAUCCACGUUGAUUUUUAAGGUGUUUGCGGGAGGAGGACUCCAGUUUGUUUCGUUACUACUAGUCGACGUGUUCGUGCGAACUGUGUUGCGGCCAAGCUCUGAAUUUGCUUUAUACUCCCUCAAGGGUAAAACAACUGAAUUUUCCGACGGAAAAUGGAUCAAAAUGUGAAACGGGAAUGGUCCAUCAAUGACUUUGAGAUUGGAAAGCCACUUGGGAGAGGGAAAUUCGGCAGAGUCUAUGUCGCCAGAGAAGUCAAGAGUAAAUUUGUGGUCGCAUUGAAGGUUAUCUUUAAGGAACAACUUGAAAAGUAUAGGAUUCACCAUCAACUAAGGAGGGAAAUGGAGAUACAGAUAAGUCUUAAACAUCCAAACAUCUUGAGUCUUUAUGGUUGGUUUCAUGAUUCCGAGCGCGUUAUCUUGAUUCUUGAAUAUGCUCAUAAUGGUGAGCUAUACAAAGAGCUUAGCAAAAGAGGCCGUUUCUCAGAGAAGCAAGCUGCAACGUACAUUUUCAGCCUCACAGAGGCAUUGGCAUAUUGUCACGAGAAGCAUGUUAUUCACAGGGAUAUCAAGCCUGAAAAUUUGUUGCUUGACCAUGAGGGUCGUCUUAAGAUUGCAGACUUUGGUUGGUCAGUACAAUCUAAAAGCAAAAGACAAACCAUGUGUGGUACAUUGGAUUAUUUAGCUCCUGAAAUGGUAGAAAACAAAGAUCAUGAUUAUGCUGUUGAUAACUGGACUCUUGGUAUCCUUUGUUAUGAGUUCCUCUAUGGUGUUCCUCCAUUUGAGGCUGAGAGUCAAGCUGAUACCUUUGAAAGGAUAAAAAAGGUUGAUUUAAGCUUCCCUCCUAGCCCUCUUGUUUCUUCUGAUGCCAAAAAUCUGAUAAGUCGGCUACUGGUAAAAGAUUCCUCAAGAAGGCUGUCACUCCAGAAGAUAAUGAAGCAUCCUUGGAUAAUCAAGAAUGCAAAUCGUAUGGGUGUCUGCUAAUAGUAUCUUUAGUCACUAAUGUAUUGCAAUAUAUAAUAUAAUAAUAGUACAAAUCUUGAUUGAAAUUUGAACUGCAAGAGAUUUGUUGAGCAACUGAGACAUUGAUUAAUUAAAAAGAAUUGCCAUAAAAUUCUCUAAAAAAUUUCAUUCAUUGUUUACUUGGAGAUUGAGGAUGAUGACAAAUGCAAGGGACGCCCUCCGCCUCGGUAUCCAGCACAAGAACUAAUUCAUUCAAGGACGCUAGUUCAACUCUAUCCAGAGGCGGAGCUGCCUUAGAGCUUGGCAAGGCUGCAGCCCGCCCCAAAUUAUUACAGUAUUUUUCUUAAGUAAUAUGUAUGUGUGUGCUAUAUAUAUAACAUGGAAUAGUUUGUGGCUUAGUGGUUGUAUUUUUGAUUUGCCUAU